AUAGAAAGUGUCCAAUCUCCGAAACUUCCCGUGAAACUAAACGGAAAAUACGCAUGCCUAUCAUAUUCCACAGUGUGAUUCAUUGACUAAAGGUGACUGCGUGUGGCUAUUGGAGUGAUAUAAUAAGAGCAAUUGAGCGAAGGUCAAAAAGCGAGCUUUGGGUAUACCACUUCACUAUUAUUUACAUAAUUGAAGGAAACGUGUGUGUGUGUGUGUGUGUGUGUGUGUGUGUGUGUGUGUGUGUGUGUGUGUGUGUGUGUGUGUGUGUGUGUGUGUGUGUGUGUGUGUGUGUGUGUGUGUGUGUGUGUGUGUGUACGUGGAUCAUGCAGGAACAUGUUUCCUCACUGAAUAGCCCACCUUUAUGUGCAAUAACAGCUUUAGAUAGCUAAUCUGGCCUUGUUCUAUUGCUUGUAGCUAAUGCCUGUAGGUAGCCACCUCUGAUAAUAUAUAAUAACUAGACACCCAACCUACAUUUAUGUUAUAAGGUGUGUGUGUGUGUGUGUGUGUGUGUGUGUGUGUGUGUGUGUGUGUGUGUGUGUGUGUGUGUGUGUGUGUGUGUGUGUGUGUGUGUGUGUGUGUGUGUGCCCAUGUGUACGUGUUUGUUCCAGAUGGCCUGUCCAGCUUGCUGGCAAAAAACAGCGUCACAUUACAGCCAGCCUUUGUGUGUGUGUGUGUGUGUGUGUGUGUGUGUGUGUGUGUGUGUGUGUGUGUGUGUGUGUGUGUGUGUGUGUGUGUGUGUGUGUGUCCUCUAUGUGUGAGUUUGUGUAUGUCCUCUGUGUGGAUGUGUUUGUUUUGUCUCCUUGAAGGCUUAGUUUUGUGGCACAUUGUUUCCACCUUACCGGACAUGAGAGACAUGGGUAGAGUGCCCCCAAACCCUCUGCUUACUGUGGUCUUCCUGCCUAACAUGUGGAGGAGGAGGAGGAGGAGGAGGAGGCAGAGGAAGAGGAACUACAGUAGCCCAAGGAGAACUUUUGGUUCCCCUCUUGCUCAGUCGGAAAGAAUACCCACCUCUUGUUGUUCCUUGUUUGUUACCGAAUGGUACGCAACGUUUAAAUCGAACCGCUUCAUUUUAUUUAGUUCUGCAUUCAAAUGAGUCACUGUUCAUCGUUGGUCCAUCUCCAGAAAUAAUUACAGCAGUUGCCGUAGCAACAUUGCUCUUACUGUGGUAUCAUUCCAAAGCGGUUUGGCCGCUACCACGUCGUUCCCCAGCAUCUGUCUAACGCUGGACGCUCGCUCGCACAGCAGUGCUAAGUGGAUUCACAGAGCUAUGGCACUUUAACUGUGAACCUGAGUGGAACGGCUGCAUGUUCACAUCCUGCGCUUGUCCAUGCUGGGUAACAAACAGCCUCAAGCGAAUAACUGUAUGACAGGCCCUUUCCCCUCCAUGUGAGGAUAACAUAACGAUUUUGUGUGUAGGAUUCAGUCCGGUAUUGGUCAGUUGAGGCAGAGGCUCCAGAAAGAUGGGCUACAUCAACAUUUAUGGCGUUUAAGCUUGUAAACGUCAGAGAUAUGCUGCACGUGUGGGCACUGCAAGAUCUUGUUUUCACGACGGCAGACAGCAUUUGUGUGUGUGUGUGUGUGUGUGUGUGUGUGUGUGUGUGUGUGUGUGUGUGUGUGUGUGUGUGUGUGUGUGUGUGUGUGUGUGUGUGUGUGUGUGUGUGUGUGUGUGUGUUGAAUUCACACAGCCUGAUCAACAGGUGCCAGCUGACAUCCGUGAGACAGUCUUUCUCUGUUUUGCUCUCUUUGUCACUCUUUGUGAAUCACAUGCACGUGCACACUGCACACACACACUCGUGGUACUUCUCCAUGUUCGCCUAAAUCACUCCAUUAAGUUGAGGCUUUCAACAAGUGGUGAUUCACCCCUACCACGGCUGCUCUACAAGUUAAUUUUGAAUGAGAAAUGUUGAUUCAUACGAACAACAAACUAUUGAUUACUUAUUUCACAUAGUUUUAACAUUAAGAUGAUUUAAUUUGCGGGAAAUGGGAAUAGUAGCUUGGUUUGUUCCUGGGACCAGCUUCCACAUGAAUUUGACUAGGCCCAUUUCCCUCCUUGUUUUUAAUCACACGCGACCAAUGGUAGUCGCUGAUUGCCAACCCUUGGCAGGUGAUAAGAGAAGUGUGUAGAUAAAGGAACAAAGGAUGGAAAGCUUUAUUCUUUUAAUCUCUCUUGCAAUGACCGCUGCACAGGUGUGGCCCACCUUCUUUUCAUGGCAUUUACUGUUCUGCUUAUACAAAUCUCUACCAUACUAAGAGAAGCCCGAACAAAAAAAAAUUCUUAGCGUGGCAGUUAAACAUGGGAAGUAAAACGUGACUCAGUUAGCCUCAGAAACUAAGAUAAGGGAUUUCCUAGGACACAUCCAGCAUCAUCAGUGUCAAGGGACCAAUCGUUUCACUCAAUUCAGUUGAGCCCUAUCAUUCAUAAAGUUCAGAGCUGUAAACACGAGUGUCCAAUGGUAAUCACAAUUACAGUGUCAAAUUUCAUAGUGUCCACUAAAUGACGCAUGUCGCAUAGAUCGAUGUUGUAACCUGAUCUCUAGACUUUAUGUGUCUAAAAAUAGUUUUGUGUGCUUGUUUACUCAGCUCAGUUGUAUAGUUCUGAGCUGAAGCCAUAUUUUAUAUAUAGCUUGCGCUGGGAAUAAAUGAUUAACCGUGUGUGUGUGUGUGUGUGUGUGUGUGUGUGUGUGUGUGUGUGUGUGUGUGUGCCAUGCACUAGAGUUACCAACCCAUGGCUUGUCAUCCUGUUGCAAGCGAUGUCUUCCUAGCUUAAGAAGUGUGUACGGAUGUCAAAAAGUGUGUGUGUAAAUGGGCUCCCUGUGGUGUUUGGCCUGGGGUCAGGAAUUCCUGCUUCAUAAUGCAUUCCAGAUAAUGCCAAGUUAAUGAAUAUCAAGUUACUGCCAUCGGUAUGUAGCUAAGGCCCCCGGUUGUAGUGAAGGAAAGUAGGUAAAGUAGCCUAGUCUGACUGGGCCUGGACACUUAUUUACCUAUGACUCAUUCAGCUGUACUAGAAGAUGAAAAAUAAUCAUGUAGUUUGGGUAGACGUGUCUCAAAAAGGCUUUGACCCACUUGGAGUGGGAAGGAGUAUUAAAUGAGCAAUGUUGGCGUCUCGUUGUAAUGUUGUAAUUUCCUGUCACAGCGAGGAGGUUGGGAGACUGGUGGAAAGAGCGGAGCUAUGUGAAAAUGCAGAAUCCCUUGCCUUUUAAUACAUAAGAGAGAGAGGGACACAGGAAGAGAGCGGGAGCUUUAUUGUACAAUCUGACCCCUAUAAUUGGAAAUUUUCUUGUAAAAUGGGCAACGUGACAGAUUUACAUUUUCCUUUAUCCAAAUCGACGAUACGAGAUCUGACCUUUUGCUGUAAUCUCCCUGGGAACACUGUUUACAAACCGCAGGAUGGGGCACUACAGUGUGCAACAGAACAACGCGUCCGAACAUGGCCUCAAAGCCACCAGCGGUGCCGCCCAACCUCCGUCGCAACAGGGCAGCCCCGUCUGCACCCGCUACCCCAAAACACAUCCCAGCAGCAGCCCCAGGUCUGACGCCAGCCCCAGGCCCCGGCCUGGCUCCCAUCCGGCCUACCAGCGCUGCAACUCCCAGGACUCUCUGGGCGAGCUUGCGAUGGACGACUACUGGAAGGAGGUGGAGAACAUCUCCUGCUCUGGGGGAGGUGAUGGGGGAGGCACGGGGAAGGGGGAGUCUGGGGGAGAGGUCCAAGAGGACGACCAGCAGAAAGUUCCAGAAGAGGGAGAGUCGGAAGAGGCGUGGCUAGCAGAGGCGGGACUUACGGGACUGUUUGAUGAUUCGCUGACUCCGGACCAGGAUCAGGAAGAGGACAGCGCCGUCUUCCUGUCCACGCUGACCCGGGCCCAGGCGGCGGCCGUGGAGCGCCGCGUGGUCUCGCUGCAGACGCUGAAGCGACGCAACCGUCAGCACGCCCCCGACGUCAGGGACAUCUUCAGAGCCCCCGAGACGCACGCGCCCACUAAGGUUGACGAGGCUACCAUUCUGGAAGAGAAGAGUGAGAACCAAGAAAAAGAUGUGGCUUUUAAUGCAACGCACAUUUCUGAAGAGACGGAGAGCGAAUGGAAUGACAAGUUAUCCUUCUCAGAGCAGGCACUCGACUACAAGGAGCACAGUCAAAGGUUAACGAUCGUGUCCAGUCCAAAACCUCUGCACUCACCUGAUGACAAACUACCGAACUUCAAGUUGAUUCAGGAUAAGACGGGCCAGACCAGAAUAGGAGACCUUUCUUCACUGGAUAUGAAAAAGGUGCGACGGUUGGUGCUUAUUGAGAUGACAGCCCUCUUUGACACUUGUGGGAUAGACCCGAAAUCCCACAAAGCUGUUAAAGUCAAGGCUAAAGAGAGCGGUCUUUUCGGCGUCCCCCUCGCCACCCUGCUGGAUCAGGACCAGAGGCGGCUGCCUGGGACCAGGGUGCCUCUCAUACUGCAGAGGUUAAUCAGUCAUAUCGAGGAGGAGGGGCUGAACACGGAGGGGUUACUACGGAUCCCCGGAGCGGCCACUAGAGUCAAGUCGGUGUGCCAGGAUCUGGAGUCUGGUUUCUACGAAGGCGUGUUUCCCUGGCAACAGCUGAAACAGCACGACGCCGCUAGCCUUCUGAAGAAGUUCAUCCGGGAUCUUCCUCAUCCCCUGCUGACCGUCAAGUACCUCAACGCCUUCAUCGCUGUCGACAAGCUCCCAACAAGGAAGCAACAGCUGCAUGCCUUAAACCUGCUGGUUCUACUUCUGCCCGAGACCAACCGAGAUACCCUGAAGGUGUUGGUGGAGUUUUUCCAACGGGUGAUCGACCGUCAGGCCCAGAACAAGAUGACACUCAACAACGUCUCCGUCGUCAUGGCGCCCAACAUGUUCAUGUUCAAAGGGUACCGCUCCAAGGUUACCGGACAGCAGGAGAUUUCCAUGGCAACAAGCACAGCUAAUAUUGUGCGGCAGCUGAUCAGAUACCAGAGACUUCUGUGGACAAUCCCCAAGUUCAUCCUGACGCAGGUCCGACAACAGAACACGGAGAACCAGCAGAAGUUGAACAGGGAGGGGGCGGUGAGGAAGCUUCUGAAGAAGAUCGCCAUCGACAGACCUACCGAGAAGGCCGUUAAUGAGGAGGGUUCAGUUGGUUUUAUCCGGGUCCAGGCGCCACAGUUCAACAAAGUCUCCAUGGCGGUCCAGCUCACAGAAGAGUUACAGGCUGCUGACGUGCUCACAAGGUUCCUGAGCCAGGAACGUUCAGUGCCUGUGAAGCGGGAAAAUUUGUGUCUCUAUGAGAUUGGUGGAAAUCUCAAGGAGCGGUGUCUGAACGAGGCGACGUACAUGAAGGACCUCUUCCAGCUGAACCCCGCAGCAGAGUGGGUCAUCAAGACUGUGCAGCGGUGAUGAGACCCACACACCCGAUUCCUGGACCCUCUCAUUGGGCCCUGUUUGGGGGUGCAGCAGGCUCUUAUUGUGAUAGAGAUGUAAAAUGGUACUCUCUAGUUGUGGCUUUGGGUUGAAGAUGACUAGGACUAGGCACUAGGAAGAGAGGGCGGAGCAACGUAAGUGUGCAGACCGACAGAACCCUGCUGAUGGCAAAAGGCACCAUUUAGGACUAGAACGUGUACAUAGUCUGUGAAUAUGUUUUUUGGUUCCCAUUUGCCUCAUGUUCAUUUGAUGAAUUGUACCCUUCUGUGACCACUAUUUUCGGGUACAAAAAUGGUUCAUUAGAUACCAACGAUUUAUUGAAUGCAUCAUGUCCUUAUUUAGUAGUAUGAAAAGCACUUGAUAAAACCCCAUAUACUUCCUGUAUUAUUUUUAUAAUAAUAUGGCAACAGGACAGCAAUUAUUUUCGUCGUCACAAAGGUAUUGUGAUUUAAGGCUGUUAUUUGUUGAAAUUAUAUUCAUAACAAGCACACCAUUUAAAAUCAACCAAACCCCUUCAUUGUUAAAUCGAUUUAAAUUAAAUCGAAAGACGAGUGACUGCAUUUCUGAACCACUACGAAUGACAACAGUUUCUGCCAAACAUAACGGCCUAUAGCCUACUGUAGAAUCACAGUACUACUGGGAGAUUCUACAGACCUAGGGGGUUUAGUAUGAGACUACAAGAGACAUUUCUGAUAGUGGUCUAAGCACUUGUAGUUAGAUAUGUCGUUCUCACAGUUUCACAUGUUUCAGUGUGAUAGUGUUUCAAUGUGAUGAAAUUCAAUGAAAUAAGUUUCAUCCCAUAAUAAGAUUAACCACGAUUUGAACGAAGUAUCGUAUUUGGGAUGUAGACAUAACCACUCUGAAACACAAAAUAAAAACGUCAAGUUCAGGACAAAGAUUGAUGUUAUGGUGCACUCCGUAAUAAAAGAUUGUUGAAUGAUUUAUGAAAAAAUUUCAAACUAGACUGAUCUGGUUGACUUGAUAGAUGGCUUAUUGAGUUGGAUCGGGAUUUGAAGUCCUCGGUAAAAACAUUAAAAUUAUUUUUUUGGCGAUAUUUAAAAAUGGGUGGUAGGGCUUAACUUAAAGUGUGCCUUCCUCUGUGCAAUUUGAUGUCGAUCAAUACUGUUAAAAAGUGUAAAGAUGUCACCAAUUUUAGGUUGUUUUUAAACUGACUGCCACAACUUUACCGUGAAUAUUUUUUUCAUCGAAAGACAUGCAUUUGUAUAAUAACCACUUCUGAAAUGACCACUAAAACUCUGUAAAUAAAUAAUGUAGACUAAUUAUUGCCA
Gadus morhua (Atlantic cod) is the source of this 6695-nucleotide messenger RNA. It is a transcript of the gene arhgap18, whose product is annotated as Rho GTPase activating protein 18. Gene Ontology annotation, biological process: regulation of small GTPase mediated signal transduction; regulation of actin filament polymerization; signal transduction. The transcript has 18 exons. The coding region runs from base 3388 to 5382 and encodes 664 amino acids. Gene Ontology annotation, molecular function: GTPase activator activity. NCBI's taxonomy places the organism in Eukaryota, Metazoa, Chordata, Actinopteri, Gadiformes, Gadidae. The record is from RefSeq and is a predicted model, not a curated record. Gene Ontology annotation, cellular component: cytoplasm.